This is a messenger RNA of Durusdinium trenchii, 2641 nucleotides long. The record is from the annotation of a GenBank genome assembly. NCBI's taxonomy places the organism in Eukaryota, Dinophyceae, Suessiales, Symbiodiniaceae.
CAUCGUUUGUGCUCCACAGGUAGGUCUGGCUGCCAGUGCCAUGGCUCAAAGCAUGCCCGACAGGCCAGUUCUGUCUCCGGUGGCACCAGACCUGCGGGAACGCUUUUCUGCGUUAUUUGCAAACCUGGCUCGGGAGGAGGACGCACUCAAGAAUGUACUGUCACAAAAUGAGCUGAUGGAAAAACAGCUUCAGGCGGUUCGACGCUCCCGCAGGUUGCCGCCAGCUUUCGACCAUGAAGUGGCUGAUUUGAGGCAAGAAGCCUUGGUAGCCGAACAACGAUGCGCUCUAGAGAGUGGUGAGGCUGGAGCGCUGGCGGCUGCUUCAGCAACCUAUGAGCGACAAUGUGCGCGACUUCAGGAGCGUUGCCAAGCUGAAGCUAGCCAAGAGCGUGCAGCAACAGAGUCUUUGGGCAAAAAUGCAUCUGAAAUGCAUAAUCUGAAGGCGGAAUGCCAUGAGUUGAGCUCACAACUGGAAGGAAUGGAAGCACACCGCCAGAAGGUGCUUCGCGAUUUUCAACAACUCCAAGAGGCUUCCAGACGAACGGCCACAAAAUCCAAAGAAGUUCAAGGACAAGUGCUCGAGCAAAAGGCCAAAGCUCAGAAAUUGCAAGAAGAGGCGGCUCGGGAUAUGCAAGAGUUAGCUGCUUUAGACAAGCUGGUAGACUCGAAGAAGACUGAUGUGGAGUAUUCCAAGCGCUGGCUGGCUGAAGAACGAGAAGCAGCACUCCAAAGUGAGACACGCCACCGUGAGCAAGUGGGAAGGAGGACCAGGUACGAGGAAGAGCUCAGCAGUCUUAGUUCUCAGCUGGACCAGUGCCGGAAGGACGGCAGUGAGCUUCAGGCUCAGCUAGAUGCCACAAUAAAGGAGGCAGCCGUUCUUCAAGACAAGCUUCGUUUGGAAGAGCAACGCCAUCGCAGUGAGCUGGAAGCCGCAGAGGCCUCCAAAGCACAGAAGGAAAGGCUGGAAGCCGAGCUCAAAGGAGCAGAAGCUGCAAAGGCUGAUGUAGAGAAGGAGCUCGGGGACCUUCGCAAGCUUGCCGCAGAUUUGGUUGAACAGUGUGCAUCGCAGCGAAGAUGGAGAGACGAACAGGCUCAGAAGCAGGCGACCCAGCAGCUGGCCUCCGAAAGGCUGAGGAAAGAAAUUCAGCAGCUGCAUACCGAACAGGCUCGCUUGCAACAUGAAGCCAAGAUGACGAUGCAGGAUCGCAAUCGCUUGGAGGUAGAACUGCAGGUGGCCAAGCCGGCUCUGGAGGAAGCACGUCGGCGUUGCAAAGACUUGGAGUAUCGCUUGGUGAGCCGAGUCCGAGAGCUCAGCGACGAGACGGAGCGCGUACGGCGUUUGCAGCUUGAAGCAGAGGUGGCCAAGUCUCGCUUGGCUGCAGUGGAGGGCCAAAAUAGCUUGGCCGUGCGAAAGCUGGAAGAGCUUUCGUCCCCUGACAAAGCCAUCACCGGAAGUCCUCCAAAGCCGCCGAUCUUGAAGGAACCUCGUGGAGACUUGAGCGGGCGAUGGUCCAGAGGGGAUGGGAAAACGAGGAACGCUACUAUAGCUGCUAUAGCUCCUGAGGGCAUGGGAAAUACCACAGGGGUGGGCCCGAUUGGCAUAGAUUCAACUGAUUCUAUGCGGUUCCUUUGUGAAUAUGUGGCCAAAGAGGAGGCCAGAUUGGGCCUACCAGCUCCACGCUAAGCUUUGCGCGCUUUGUAUCAUAGGAUUUGAGAGCAUUUGAGUAGAGUAGCUCAUGGGUUUUGAGAAUCAGCCCUGUUUGCUUGUCAUUGGUUGGCCAGUGCUCAUGCAUCACUCUUUUGAUUUGUUUGUUGGUUCUAUGAUUCUUGAAGCCGCAUUCUUUUCACGCAAAUGUAUGUUUACAAUCAUCCCGCCGCUUGGAAACAAGAUGCAACUUUGCAGCAUAAGAGACCGCCUCAUGAAGACUUCACAGGUACCCGGCGGUAGUCGGGUGCCUUUGUGAGGCCGCAGGGAGCCAUCCAUGCCCCGACUCUGACAGAGAGAGAGAAAGAGAGGAAGAGAGGAAGGGAUGAAGGGAGGAAGAGAGGAAGAAAGAAGCAUCACAGAUGCAGUGACAGUACUUGUGCACACCGCUGGUUUGGAGCGCAGUUUAGUGCAGAAGAGUUGAAGCCUCCUCAACAUGCCUGUCAGACCCGAAAACUUGCUCGGUGUGAACAUAUUUGGGCUGCCAGAACAACCAGUACUUAGAAGCGCCUCAGCUGCUGCCCAUUUUUCUGUAGAAUCAUAAGCCUAAUGCUGCAGGCAAAAAUCUAUCGUUUUAAAACGAAGUGUGGCUUUAGUUCUCUUCCAGAUUCUUUGAAGGAAAAGAUGAAAUUGCACUACGGCGAGGACAUGUCCGAACAACUGUACCGGUCUUUGGCCUUCUUGGCCGCAGGGCGCUUGCCACGAAACAGAUGCCAACAGCUUGACUUAUCCCACAAGCUGCUUGUGGAAUGCGACAGUUUUCAAAGGUGUACAACAAAAGCCCUAUCUCCAGCGAAAACUUCUCACUUGCAUUUGGCCCAAAUCAAGCAAUAGCUGUCAUGAAAAGGGUCCGCCUAAGUGACGACAAAUGAGGCCACAAUGUGUGGUUCUAGCAAGUGGCUAGACUGUGCUGUACCGGACCUUUUGAUGCAGGCC